Molecule: messenger RNA, 1137 nt
Organism: Glarea lozoyensis ATCC 20868
Lineage: Eukaryota; Fungi; Ascomycota; Leotiomycetes; Helotiales; Helotiaceae
Exons: 1
Coding region: 1-1137 (378 amino acids)
Source: RefSeq, a predicted model, not a curated record
AUGGGUUUGAAGUCCGUGGCUCUUCUAAGCUUGGCCUGCGACGUGCUUGCUAUCGCUGUACCAAGAGAAGCCGUUCCAUGUACUUUUUCUCUGACGGCAGUUGGCAUGGAGAAUGGCAGUAUCAGGCAAGACACAAUCGGUCAACCCCGAAUCGGUGGCAUGUAUCCUAAGAACACCUACAUUAUCGAAAAUGGUUCGCUCAAGGACUCACGCGGGCACACAUGCAUUAUUGCUGAAGGAUCAUCACAACUCCAGUGCACUGCAGGACUUCCAAAUAAUACGCCUUUCUCUUUGUCCGACAACAACUAUGUCGAACAUGACCGCAACUCAAAUUGGCUGGCAUGCCCAGCAGACGGCCCCAGCAAUGAUGGCAGCAGCAUUAUUUUUAGUGAUGCAAAGCAAGAUAAAACUGGGUGUUAUGCCGUGGAAAUACUCGCUGGAGGCUUCGCAUGCGCUGCACUUGGCCGUCCUUCCAGUCCUGGAGUAUCUUCUACGUCUUCGGUGGACUCACCGGGAUCGACAACCACAAUCCAGGGCCAAAUAACGACCCACACUACCGUCACAGUCACAACAGCACCAUACCCGACCGUCGAGACAGUGGUGCGGGCUGAAGCAUCAUGCCCUAAUGAUAUUCGUUCUGGCAUAUUUCAGUAUCCACAUCUUAUCGUCCCAACGUCCCCUCAGAGUCCUGAUCACGCCUUUGGAAAUAGUUAUAAGGCUUAUAUCUCCCCCACCAACACCACUUUAUUCAAUUUUGAUAUUCCAGACCAAGCUCCGUAUCUUGGUACGUGUGGUUUGGUCUUCCAAUUCCCAUACCGGUCUCAGCUCGCUUGGCACAAUGAGCCAACCUUUUACUUCUCUGGGCUUGAGCAGGAGGUUGGUUCAAAUGGCGGUCUAAACUUUGCUCUUCUCUCGGGAGUUGCGGAUUCCAGCACUACUUACAAUGAUAUCGCCCCAGUUGAUACAAAUUACGGCAAGACAAAGAUUGUACCUGGCAACAAUUACACGAUUGCAACUUUUCCUUGCAGAGCUGGAACUUUCACCUAUGAAGUUUCAAGCGUUGGUGGGGUUGAAUUUAAUUUCUACCAAGACUCGCGACCGUAUGCCGUGGGGUUGUAUAUUGUUCCGUGCUCGUGA